Molecule: messenger RNA, 960 nt
Organism: Aspergillus fijiensis CBS 313.89
Lineage: Eukaryota; Fungi; Ascomycota; Eurotiomycetes; Eurotiales; Aspergillaceae
Exons: 1
Coding region: 371-883 (170 amino acids)
Source: RefSeq, a predicted model, not a curated record
GACACUGAGCGAUUACGCGCGCUUGACGAUUAUGUCCUGAAUAACGAGCACAGACAUUGCGCCAUGUACUGGUGCUCGCUCAUUGUCCAUGUUAACAAGGCCGAGCGAAAGACUGAACCUAUCGGAGCCUUAUGCGUCGUGUACUUCCAGAUGUCGAUGCCCAGCAUCCGAUUCAAUCAGCUACCGAUGAGCUUAUGAAUCGCCUACUUGCAGAGUGAGACUGGUUAGCGUUGGAGUGGAGUCAUGCCAUCUGCUCUUGGACCUUCUUCUUCAGCAGAGGUCACGCGCCUUCCAGCUUAUCGAUUACAGGCAAGAAUAAUCUCAGGGUCCACGUCACUAUUUCCGACGAGGGAAUCCGGUGCGGGUGUCCAUGAGACAGCAUUUGUUCUGCAAAAGUACACUAUUCGGGUUACUCCCGCACGCAAGCAUCAACACCGAAGUACAUGUUUUUUUCAAUAUCUUCUCACUACCUGACAAGCACGAUCUCGUGGCCAUUUGGGUCUUCUUAUCCAGAUAUCCCCCGAAUGAUAGGUCCUUCCAGCAAUUUGCAGGCAGAGCAACGCAAAAUCGACGACUGCUUGCGACAGUCGAGUUCUGUCACCAUUCAGCACAGCGUGAUCAUGGCGGUCCGCCUUCAAUCCCAGCUUCGACCAUACAUGCAACCACAGCCGAAAGCAAUUAUGUCAGAAGGUCAAUAGUGCCCACAAGGCCUACUAGUGCUACUGGGCUGACGAUUGGCACAAUCGCACCAGAUCUCGCUCUAGGGAAAUCAGCGGUUUUUUUCCCGAACGCACGGUCGACAGGGAACCGUACGCAAAGGAAAAUCUCAAAGAACAUGUCAGGGGUGGAACCAAUUACUGCAAUGCUCUAUUACUUGAAAUGACGGACAGUGGCUCGAAGCUGGGACCGAACCAAGGAGCAGUAGGGAUGUCUCGAACAUCGCCUUGUGUGUAGUAAGUU